CCACUGAAUGCGGACAAUGCAGGAGCAACUUGUCGGAUUAGUUCACGGAUGCUCUUUGCAUGCAUGACAAGAGGCCAAAAAAGGGGGGAAUAUUCAACAGGAUUAGCCUUAAUAGCCUUACCUUCUUCUUCUUCUUCUUCUUUUUAUUUUUUUUAAUUAUUAACACUUAUUUUAAACUUCUGCGCGUGUAAAUGAGAUUACUGGCAAGCUGAGCGCUUCCUCAUAAUGCCCCUCAGCCGGCUGAAGGAAAUGAGCGGCUGAGGAGGGAAUUAAUAAAAGAGCUCAUUUUCUACCUGGUGGGUAAAAAUAAAAGGGACACUGGCGAAGGGUUUUGUCUCUGGAAAUAACGAGCUUUAAAGGAUUCCGUGUGGGUAAUAGAUAACGCCCCGGUGGUCACGGGUUGUAGCGCGUAAUUUGGACACAGGAUUACCUGUAAAUCGACCUGCUGCCCCUUGUGGUGCGCCCUAAACCCAUUCAAAUGGAAAAAGUUUGACUGGUUUAAUCAGUGACGUGUUGUAGCCGGUUAGGCUUUCUUUAUUCAUUAAAAAGCCACAGAACAGGUCGAGUCUCAUUUUCUCAAACAACAUUCCUUCAGAGUACUUGGAGAUCUUUCUUUCUGGAGAACAUGGCGAGUGUGAGCGCACAGCAGAGCCGCCAUUCUCUCUUCACUAUAGACCGCAUCCUGGGUCUGGACCGACCCGAACAGAGAACCACCAUGUACACUCCUCACCGCCCCUGGACAGAUGUGCAACCAACAAAAAACGUCUGCUUCGUAAAGACAGACGGCUCGCUGGAUGUUCCCGUGAUGGAUGAGAGGAAAAGUGAAGCACCAGUGGAGAGCUGCAGGCGUUCACUCAACUGGUGCAUCGGACGGAGACCCAGAACUGCCUUCUCCAGCUUACAGAUCGAGAUACUUGAGAGUGUGUUUCAAGUAAACUCGUACCCCGGGAUCGAUGUCAGAGAGGAGCUUGCUCAGAAACUGCAUCUCGAUGAAGACAGAAUACAGAUCUGGUUUCAGAACAGAAGAGCAAAACUGAAGCGUUCGCAUCGAGAGAACCAGUUCCUCAUGGUGAAAAAAGUCAUCAAUGGUCUCCAACAGUAAUUAUGAAACAAAAAAAAAGUUCAGAUGUCUGUUUCUUGUCAUAUUGUAAUAUAUUCUGUUGUGACUUAUUUUGAUAGUGCAAAUCAAAAACUUAUGUCUUUUACUGGUUUAGAUAAGCAGCUGCUUAAUUAAAAUGUGGUUUAACAUCA
Messenger RNA from Ictalurus punctatus (channel catfish), 1251 nucleotides. It is a transcript of the gene hesx1, whose product is annotated as HESX homeobox 1. Gene Ontology annotation, biological process: forebrain development; regulation of transcription by RNA polymerase II; pituitary gland development. The record is from RefSeq and is a predicted model, not a curated record. Gene Ontology annotation, molecular function: DNA-binding transcription repressor activity, RNA polymerase II-specific; RNA polymerase II cis-regulatory region sequence-specific DNA binding. The transcript is spliced from 4 exons. NCBI's taxonomy places the organism in Eukaryota, Metazoa, Chordata, Actinopteri, Siluriformes, Ictaluridae. Gene Ontology annotation, cellular component: nucleus. Bases 626 to 1102 code for a protein of 158 amino acids.